Molecule: messenger RNA, 2352 nt
Organism: Hyaloperonospora brassicae
Lineage: Eukaryota; Oomycota; Peronosporomycetes; Peronosporales; Peronosporaceae
Source: the annotation of a GenBank genome assembly
AUGGACGCAUUUGCUGUCCCACAGCGGCUAUUUGCAGGCCAUAAACGCCGCGCUGAAGCGCUUCGUACCAACAGAUCUGUGUUCUUCACUGCCGACGACUUCCAUACGUUCUCCAUCUACGGAUAUAAUCACGAGUCGCGUCUAUAUGGAGAGCUAUCGACUCGUCGACAAGCGCUUGUCGAUCGGCCAACUCGACGGUCGAUAUCGUCUCCAAAGGGCUCUGUGCCGAUCCAAAGAAGAGCGAACGAGUCGAAGCAUUUGGUGCAAUUGCUCGUGGACAUGAUCGAGAAUCAGCGGAUACACGCACCGGAUAAUCGCGUCGAAGUGGAUAAUGCCCGUCGCCGGAUAUCCAGAUAUUCGGUGGUUGAACACGAACAAUAUCUGGCGCUGCAACGCAAGAUGCAUCAAGCGCAACAGCGCGGACUUCCAGCAGUGCUCGCACUAUCACGAGAGGAAGCAGAGCAGUGGCAACAGAUGAAAGCUGAAGUUGCGUUGGAGCAAGUGAUUUUUUGUCGCAUGAUGGCGAGAAGUUUGGCGCCAGAAGCUGCUGUGAAGGAGGCGUUCGUGCCGCCAUUUGCUGCGUCGUGGUAUGCUGCAAUGGUGACGCAAUGCUGGAACGACAUUUACCGGCUGUACCCGCGGUGGUUCGAGCCGUGUCUGACUGUAGCGUUACCAAGUGGUGCUGUCUCUACCGGCUCUGGGUGUGCGACGAUCAAGGCAGAAGAGGUUGCUGCACGCGGCUCGUGCUGCACGAUCGACCUGACCAAACUAGUGGCUGGCCAGUUACUGAAUGCUGCAGCAAACGAGAACAAAGGUCUGGACGUUGCGUUCCCGCGUCAGGUCAUCUCUGCCGACCAUCAGGCAGCGCAGUUGGUCGAGGCGUUCGACUGUGACGUUGCCAUCUCGUCGUCCACGCUGGUCACACUCUUUGACAGUGAUACGUCCACCCACUUUUCUCACGUGCCCGCGGAAUGGGGCAUUCCUAUGAAAAGCAGAGCAAGCGUUUGUGCAAGCACUGGCGCGACGAAGAAGCGUGUGUUUCUGGACCGUCCCCUGCCAGGUGGUAAUCCAGGGACGCGAGAGAAGGUCGCAGAGGCGGGACGAGCUGCAUUGCUGUCACGCUUUGAGGCCGAAUCUGUUGUAGACGGGUCCACCGGCGGCCGAACGGCAUACCAUAUCUGGCAGCUACACGAUCGACGGAUACUCGUGCGCAGCACGACACAUGUGAACAUGAUGGCACCUGCCAGCUCAGGCGGUGCGUCGCCGUCUGUGACUGUACCGAAAGGUGAACAGCAGAAGGAGCAAACGGUCACACCGCUGAGCGUGUUCGUGAAGCCAGACUACCAUUUGCUUGGCGUCGAGGAGCAGCUGACUACGAGUGAAAGGUGUCGUUUCUGGCUGCAUUCGUGGCUUCGUGGCGGCUCGCCGGUACUUGUUGCCCGGGUGGACCCGACGUCAGGUGUCGUUAGCUCGUGGCAAACGUACUCGCCGGCGUCUCUUCUCUACGGCGACAAGAGUCAACAAACUCUUCCACUCGAGUGUUUUGACCCGGCAUCAAAGUUCAUGUGGCUAUCGCUGCUGUUUGCAGGCUUAGCAGAUCUUCCAGUAGGAAAGUACCUCUUGCAGCCGCAAGAUGCCACCGGUCCAAGCACAUUUGGUCAACAACGUGGCGGUGUGCAAGUACUCAUGGCUACAGCAGCAUCUGGAUCGGAAGAAACACGAGUGGUUGACUUGUAUAGCUUUAUGCCAACGACAAGCACGAGCGAUGACGAAGGUGGCGGUGAUGGAUCAGCAGCUUCGACCACGGUACCCAGCUCAAAGCCCAUUUUCUCGACACUGCCUGCGUGGAAUCGUUCCGACCGCAUUCCGUACACGUACCAAACCGGUAUGUACUGCGUCUCCUUUUUCCUCGAAGGACGUUGCCCCAAUGUGCUCCAGGACAACAGCUGCAACCAUCUUCACCUGCAGUUGCCGCCACAAAGUACAAGGACCGCCACGCGCCACGUCAAGUCCAAGCGCACGUACUUUGACAAUUACACCAAAGUGCUGAAAAAAGCCACACCACGCAACCAGUUGCAGCUGUUGACUCGGCCCGAGCGCGUGAUGCUGAACUACGCAUUCUGCGGCGAAGAGGCCGUUCGUUCUUCCGACGUCACAACAAGUGCCGACCUGCACGCUCCACUCCAUUGUUCCAAGACUCGACCCGAGUGCACAUUGCCCCAUCUGACGCUUCACCAGGUCCUCGAACGUCUUGCCGACGACCUCUUACGCAAAGGGCGAGCGAAACGUCGAGCUCAGAAAACCGAACAUCGGCUCAAACGUGCCACCAAAGUAAACCAAUGCCCAACGUGA